Messenger RNA from Vairimorpha ceranae, 165 nucleotides. RefSeq lists its product as hypothetical. NCBI's taxonomy places the organism in Eukaryota, Fungi, Microsporidia, Nosematidae. Bases 1 to 165 code for a protein of 54 amino acids. The record is from RefSeq and is a predicted model, not a curated record. The transcript has a single exon.
AUGAAUGGAAUCAUAAAUAUUGCUGCAUAUGUUAACAUUCGUGCGAAUAAUUUGACUGCCUCUGUUAAUAGAAUGGGCAUUAAGAAGCUUAUUUUCCAACAGGAUGACGAUCACAAGCCUCCUUCAAAGUUUGCAAGGGUUAAUUUCGAGAAGAAAGACAUAUAA